Corticium candelabrum is the source of this 1158-nucleotide messenger RNA. Its product is annotated as ADAMTS-like protein 1. Gene Ontology annotation, cellular component: extracellular matrix. Gene Ontology annotation, biological process: extracellular matrix organization; proteolysis. Bases 225 to 950 code for a protein of 241 amino acids. The transcript has 4 exons. Gene Ontology annotation, molecular function: metalloendopeptidase activity. Lineage: Eukaryota; Metazoa; Porifera; Homoscleromorpha; Homosclerophorida; Plakinidae. The record is from RefSeq and is a predicted model, not a curated record.
CGACCGGCAAUUUUGUUUGGUGUCACGCGUUUCACUCUCCUGCAAGUUUGCUUUUACGAAUCUAUUGGUACUCACUGUUUACCAUCGAUUUAUCACAACUUCUUGCGUGUGUGCAACUGAAACAAUUGCAACACAUCAAGGCUUCCUUUUCACUCGUGUAGCCACAACUUCUCUAGCUUCCUACAACAGGUGUGCUCGCAUACGACAGGCGGACACUCACAACAAUGUGGAAAAGCAGUCAAGUAUGCUUGAUUGGCGUUGUCAUCGGCUGUCUCUUGGUGUCGGUCGCAAGCCAGAGCGGUGUCCUCUCUGGAGACGACGUGCUUCUCUUACCAACUGAGACAACCAGCGACCCAUUCGACCAGAUACAACUCUCGGAACGAUACGACUGGCGCACCGGACGGUAUAGCCCGUGCUCUGUCACUUGCAUUGGCACCCAGACGCGGGACGUCUAUUGUGUGGAGACCCUCCGAAACGGCAGCGAAAUUCGCGUGGACGAGAACCUCUGCGACAGCUACUCGGUAGUUGUCAAACCCAACUCCGAACGGACAUGCGGCCGGGAGUGUAUCGAGCACGCGUGGAACACAACCUCCUGGUCAAACUGUUCCGCCGUUUGCGGCAACGGAACGCAAACGCGUGGAGUGCGCUGUCGCAGAGUGACGUCGGGAAGGAACGUCGCGGACAGUGAAUGCAUCCGGAGAGGCGUGGGUGGCAAACCGCCGGAGUCUCGAGUGUGCACGAGGGUUUGUUUCUACUCAACAGGAAGGUGGAGGCCAUGCAGUGUGACGUGCGGCGGUGGCAAGAGGACGAGGGGAGUGCGCUGUAUCCGCAAGGGGACGGAUAGAAGCAUGAGUAUUGUCCGUCUCUCACACUGUUCUGCAGACGAAACGUUGACAAUGCCCAAGACAAGUGAAGACUGCAAUAGGAACGUUUGCGGUGAACACAAGUAAGAAUGCAUUUGGUUCAACAACAUCAAUUGUCUGCUGGUGUUCAUAAUUUGCUUUAGCCUCUUUCACAGUCCCUCUUAAUUAAUUAACGCCUGAAGGCUAGUUGCUAGUGUGCCUCUUAACGCGCACAGGCUAGAAUUUAGUGUGCGCGCGUUAAGAGGACGAUGCCUAGCCUGCGCGCGUUAGGAGAGACUGGCUACCGUAUGUUUUG